Molecule: messenger RNA, 1866 nt
Organism: Hydractinia symbiolongicarpus
Lineage: Eukaryota; Metazoa; Cnidaria; Hydrozoa; Anthoathecata; Hydractiniidae
Exons: 4
Coding region: 4-1473 (489 amino acids)
Source: RefSeq, a predicted model, not a curated record
ACAAUGGUAGAAAUGCAAUCCUGUUUAUAUAUAUUAAUUCUCUCUUCACUAUUAUCAUGUAUUUAUGGUCAAAACAACACACAAUCAGAUGGUAUUGGAAAACGAUUUAGAUUAUGUGACGAUCAUUCACAUUGUAACAACAAUGGACUUUGUUAUCAAGAUUCAGUAAUAGAAACAAGUAAAUUUUGCAGCUGCAAUCAGGAGUAUUACGGAUUCACAUGUGACAAAAACACUGCAAUGGACGAUAAAAUAAUAUAUGGGUUAGCAAGUUUAUGUGUACUGCUGGUUAUCGCCUUGCUUAUAACAAUCUACUUGUUGUGCAGAAGAACAAGAAAAGAAAUUGACGAUGCAUCCAUACAAAAAGAAAAUUUUAAUGGCAUGCUUACUACGAAGCCUGCCAGUCCAAUGUACUCUCACCAUACAUUCCUGGAACUAGACAGAAAAACUUCCGUCGCAAGCUCGAACGGUAAUUUGCCGAAUGAAAAUGUACAGAACGGUCAUGCGUUUGACAUCAAAGAUGGCGGACUCUCUGAAAACACUUCCAACACCUUUCAAGCACCAGAUCUGAACGACGACAAAGAUUCUAUAAAAAAGGAAGAAGAUGAAGAAAAGAUAGAAGAAAAAGAUGUUAUUGUAAACAUUGAAGUUGAAGAAAAAGAUGUUAAGACGACACCACCACCUAAGAAUUUACAUGUUGACUCCACCAUUAAAGUAACACCUAAUGAGAAGCCACGACGAAAUGAUUACGAGCAAGACAGUGUAUCAGCUUACUCUAUGAGUGAAAGUGCUCAUAACUUGAUACCACCAAAAUAUCCUAGAAGACCGACAAGUCAGGAUGGGUCAGACAGCGAGCAAAACAUGGAUGCCAUAUAUCAAGAAUACUACGCUGCACGGGCUGCUUAUACCGCCCCAAGAACUCAGUUGCGGUACGAACCAGAAUUAGUUGUUCGCGACAGAAGAAUACCAAGAUCUCCUGACGCUUACGAACGAUCUUUGUCUCCGAUUUACAACAGAGGUCCAGCAUCGCCAAACGACAGAAGAAUAUCUGUGUCACCAAGUGAGAGGAGCAUGCCUAUUUCACCUACCAGACAAGCUAGACACCGACCAAUGUCACCAGGUUACGAUGUGCAACUCCAUCCUGUACAUGCAGCACGUGGGUAUGCCACCAAUCCUCGUAAUCAAAAUCGACACCAUAUGGUACACCACCAGCGCAGAGACGUCCGAGGUAGAAAGAUGAGCGAUUAUACCGACGCCAACGGCAGAGCAAGAAGUAUGGGUGAUUUAAGUUACUUAGGUAUGGAGCCCGAUUACAGACGCCGAGCCAGAAGUGUCGACGACCUAGACAACAUAAGCUACGCAUCUAGCGUGGAAAACAUCCACACUGGACGAGUAACGCGAGUGUCACCAAAAGCCGCCAUGCAAGCUAGAAGCCCAAGAGGACGUGGAAUAUGGGCGCGAAGUGGCGAGUAUUAAAACUAAAAUCGAUUAGGUGACGUGUAAAUUUUUUAAAAAUUUAGUUAAUUUAUGAAAUUACAUAUAAAUAUUAGAAGUUUUGUAAAGCGAACAGUAAGAAGAAGUAGAAAUUCAGAAACUUGAUUCUAUAUUGAUAUUAACCAAAUUAUUUGCCAGCUCGUGAAAAAAACACAAAAAUCAAUAAAAAUAUAUAUCGCAAUUGCUUCCUUCGGCAAACAAUACGUUUUCGUGCAUUCUUAAAGACGCAUUGAUGAAAGCAACACAACUAUAUUACAUAAGGGGCUCUUUAUAAUGCUAGUAAAAAAGAAAAGUUUUUUCAUUAACUAUAAAUAUAUGAAAUAUAAUAUUAUUGUUAUAAAUAUUGUUUUAUUUAGUGGAAACAUUUUAAUUUAG